Salvia hispanica is the source of this 2943-nucleotide messenger RNA. Its product is annotated as FT-interacting protein 3. The record is from RefSeq and is a predicted model, not a curated record. NCBI's taxonomy places the organism in Eukaryota, Viridiplantae, Streptophyta, Magnoliopsida, Lamiales, Lamiaceae.
GAAAAUUUGCACAAAAAAAGAAAAAAUUUAUAUAUUGCUCUGUUUGUUCACUCUCUGGUUUUGUGUAUUUUGCUUUUUCUUUUUCCUUGCUUCAAAAAGGCAAGAAAGAACAAAAACCAUUCUCAUCUUUUUAUUCGUCUCCCUUUUAUAUUUCGUUCUUUCUUCUUCUGCCCCUCAGUUGUUGCAAUCCAUCUGCUCAAGAACCUUAUCAUGAACCUCAAGGUUUUGAGGACUCAGAUCUGAAGCAUUGAGGUUGUGUUUUGGGCUUUCUAGAAUCUUCUUCACAAGGAUUGAAGAACUCUGAGAAGGAACUACUACUUCGAGUUUUUGGACUUUCACGAUUUUUCUAUAUCAGGUAUAAAGGAGGUUGAGGAAAAUGCAGAGGCCACCGCACGAAGAUUUCUCGUUGAAGGAAACCAAACCCCACCUCGGAGGGGGGAAGGUGACCGGUGAUAAGCUGACGAGCACCUAUGACCUCGUUGAGCAAAUGCAGUACCUCUACGUACGUGUUGUGAAGGCAAAAGAUUUACCUGGAAAGGAUGUUUCCGGUAGUUGUGAUCCAUAUGUUGAGGUUAGGCUCGGAAACUACAAGGGCACAACCCGUCAUUUCGAGAAAAAGUCGAACCCUGAGUGGAAUCAGGUGUUUGCCUUCUCGAAGGACCGAAUCCAGGCCUCUGUUCUUGAAGUUUCUGUGAAAGAUAAGGAUGUUGUGAAGGAUGACUUUAUUGGCCGGGUUGUGUUCGAUCUGAAUGAGAUCCCGAAAAGGGUUCCUCCCGACAGCCCCCUGGCCCCGCAGUGGUAUAGGUUGGAGGAUAGGAAGAGUGAGAAGGCGAAGGGCGAGCUCAUGCUGGCUGUCUGGAUGGGCACACAGGCCGACGAGGCAUUCCCAGAGGCGUGGCACUCGGAUGCUGCGACGGUCAGUGGUGCUGACGGUCUUGCAAAUAUCAGGUCGAAGGUCUAUCUCUCGCCUAAGCUCUGGUACCUGAGAGUAAACGUGAUUGAAGCUCAGGACUUGCAGCCCAGCGACAAAGGUCGUUUUCCCGAGGUUUAUGUGAAGGCCAUUCUAGGGAACCAAGCACUGAGAACACGAGUUUCGAUGAGCAAAAGUAUCAAUCCUCUGUGGAAUGAGGAUUUGAUGUUCGUGGCUGCAGAGCCUUUUGAGGAGCCACUGAUUUUGAGUGUGGAAGACCGUGUUGCUCCCAACAAAGACGAGGUUUUGGGAAGAUGUGGUAUCCCGUUGCAGUAUGUGGACAGGAGGUUGGAUCACAAGCCCGUGAAUACGAGGUGGUUUAAUCUGGAGAAACAUAUUAUAGUCGAAGGCGAAAAGAAAAAGGACAUGAAGUUUGCCAGCAAGAUUCAUAUGAGAAUUUGUCUUGAAGGCGGUUAUCACGUCUUGGACGAAUCCACUCACUACAGCAGCGAUCUUAGGCCGACUGCUAAAGUGCUAUGGAAGUCGAGCAUUGGUGUUCUCGAGUUGGGGAUUUUGAACGCGCAGGGGCUUUCACCGAUGAAAACAAAGGAUGGGAGGGCGACGACUGAUGCUUAUUGUGUUGCCAAAUACGGACAGAAGUGGGUCAGGACUAGGACAAUCAUCGACAGCUUUUCUCCUAAAUGGAACGAGCAGUACACUUGGGAGGUGUACGAUCCUUGCACUGUCGUAACCAUUGGUGUGUUUGAUAAUGGCCAUUUGCAUGGUGGGGAUAAAAACGGAAGGGAUUCAAGAAUCGGGAAGGUCAGGAUUCGCCUUUCGACUUUGGAAACGGAUCGUGUGUACACUCAUUCGUAUCCUCUUCUCGUCUUGCAUCCAUCUGGGGUGAAGAAGAUGGGAGAAAUCCAUUUAGCCGUGCGUUUCACUUGCUCGUCUCUGGUAAACAUGAUGCAUCUGUACUCGCAGCCGCUGCUGCCUAAAAUGCACUACAUCCACCCAUUAACCGUUAGCCAGCUCGAUAGCUUGAGGCACCAGGCGACUCAGAUCGUCUCGAUGAGGCUGAAUCGGGCUGAGCCGCCUCUCAGAAAGGAGGUGGUCGAGUAUAUGCUCGACGUGGGGUCUCACAUGUGGAGCAUGAGGCGGAGCAAAGCCAACUUCUUCCGUAUCAUGGGCGUGAUGAGCGGGCUGGUCGCUGUCGGGAAAUGGUUCGAUCAGAUCUGCAACUGGAAGAACCCGAUCACCACCGUGCUCAUCCACAUCCUGUUUCUGAUCCUCGUUAUGUACCCCGAGUUGAUCUUGCCGACGGUCUUCCUCUACCUGUUUCUGAUCGGGGUGUGGUACUACCGGUGGAGGCCGAGGCACCCGCCCCACAUGGACACUCGCCUCUCCUGCGCCGACAACGCCCAUCCCGACGAGCUCGAUGAGGAGUUCGACACAUUCCCGACCUCCCGCCCAGCGGACAUAGUGCGGAUGAGGUACGACCGUCUCCGGAGCAUCGCAGGGCGGAUCCAGACCGUCGUGGGCGACUUGGCGACGCAGGGGGAGAGGCUGCAGAACCUGCUCAGCUGGAGGGACCCUCGCGCGACAGCCCUGUUUGUCAUCUUCUGCUUGAUCUCGGCUUCCGUCCUCUAUGUCACGCCGUUCCAAGUUGUGGCGCUCCUCGGCGGAUUCUAUGUCUUGAGACAUCCUAGGUUCCGGUACAAGCUCCCGUCCGUGCCCCUCAACUUCUUCCGGAGGCUGCCUGCGAGGACGGACUGCAUGUUGUGAGCAGCUCGGGCUUUUUGGGGGCGGUCGACGGCGUAGAAUAUGCCGGCGAGGAAGCUUGUUUGCUGUUUUGACAAGAGGGGCGUGGUUAUGAAGUUGUAGCCGAUGAAAAAACAUGAAUAUGCAUAAUGCAUUGGAAUUCUAGGUUGUUUCUUUAUUUUUGAGGGAUUUGUGGUUAUUUUGAGACGUAUCCAUGCUAAUCUCUUUUCCUUGGUUGACAUUCAAUUCAAUAAUUUCAACCUGUUCUUGCA